AUGCCAAUCGCCGCCCGAUGCUUGCGGCCCACCACCCACGUGCGCUGGCUGUGCAACCCCCGGGCAUGGCGCCCCAUACCCGCCGUCCGCAUUGCCAACACAGCCAGGUCAUACGCUGCUGCGCGUGAAGUGCCCGCCGCCGAACUGAGAUUCGGCCAGCCGCUGCACGAGACGCAUCCACACCUACUCAAGGCUGGGGAAGUGACUCCGGGCAUCACAGCGCUCGAGUACCACCACCGCCGCGCCGCCCUCGCCAGAGACCUCGCUCCCAAUUCCGUCGCCGUACUAGCAGCAAACGACCUGAAAUUCGCUUCGGGCGCCGUCUUUUACAAGUUCCACCAGGACCCAGACUUUUUGUACCUUACGGGCUUCAGGGAGCAAGAUGCCGUGGCCAUAAUAGAGAAGCACGACAACGGCGAGCAUACCUUUCACCUCUAUGUCAGGCCCAAGGAUCCCAGCGUCGAGGCCUGGGAGGGCCCGCGGUCGGGUGUUGAUGCCGCAGAAGAUGUCUUCAACGCCGACGUGAGCGGCAGUAUCGACGACCUUCCUCGUCUGCUCCCCGAGAUUGUGAAGAACGCACAAACAAUCUACACCGACCUCCCCCAAUCCCGCAUCUCCAAAAACCUGCUCUCCCGCUACCUCGCUGGCGCAGAGCCCUCGCGGACAGGCGGCAUAUACAGUGUUUUUCGCGACGCAUCCGCAAAUAUCAAGCCCUUGCGCCCUCUGCUUAAUGAACUCCGCGUCAUAAAGAGCGAGGCAGAAAUUACAAAUAUGCGCCACGCAGGUCAACAUUCAGGGCGCGCAAUCACCGACGCAAUGCGGCAAUCAUUCGCCUCUGAAAAGGACCUCGACUCUUUUCUCGACUACUGGUUCAAGCAGGACAAUUGCGAUGGCCCGGCAUAUGUCCCUGUCGUUGCAGGCGGUAUCAAUGCCAACACAAUUCAUUACGUAGCCAACGACAUGCCCCUCGACCCGAAAGAUCUGGUCUUGGUAGAUGCUGGCGCGCAGUACGGCGGCUACGUAACUGACAUUACGCGCACAUGGCCCGUCUCUGGGAAAUUUAGUCCCGCCCAAAAAGACCUAUACAAUCUGCUUUUGUCAGUACAGAGAACAUGCGUGUCACUCUGUCGCACUUCGUCAAAUUUUACCCUCGACCAAUUGCACCAUACGGCCGCCAACUCCCUCGCUGCGGGCCUCAAAGAUCUCGGCUUCGACAUGAGCCGCGACGCCAUCCAAAUUCUUUUUCCCCACCACGUUGGCCACUACGUCGGUCUCGAUGUGCACGACUGCCCGGGUCUCGGCCGAACUCGGAAAUUCGAAAAGGGCAUGUGUGUAACGGUCGAGCCUGGGAUCUACGUCCCGGAUGAUGAGAGAUGGCCCAAGUGGGCAAGGGGUAUUGGUAUGCGCAUCGAGGACAGUGUCUGCGUGGAUGACGAGAGUCCGUAUGUGCUUACGACGGAGGCGGUCAAGGAAAUUGUAGAUAUCGAGGCAUUGAAGGGGAGUGAGACCAAGAUAUAAAUAGAUUUGUACUAUAACUUAGCACUACUCACAAACAAUAGAUGGC
Molecule: messenger RNA, 1564 nt
Organism: Exserohilum turcica Et28A
Lineage: Eukaryota; Fungi; Ascomycota; Dothideomycetes; Pleosporales; Pleosporaceae
Exons: 2
Coding region: 1-1518 (505 amino acids)
Cellular component (GO): mitochondrion
Molecular function (GO): metalloaminopeptidase activity; manganese ion binding
Source: RefSeq, a predicted model, not a curated record